Molecule: messenger RNA, 1791 nt
Organism: Diatraea saccharalis (sugarcane borer)
Lineage: Eukaryota; Metazoa; Arthropoda; Insecta; Lepidoptera; Crambidae
Source: the annotation of a GenBank genome assembly
AUAAUACGGAGAAAACUAUAUCGUUCAAAUACCUACUAACUCUGUGAUUUAAAGCCGAAUUUUGAAGCAUUACUUUAUUUGUCGUCAUCGCAGGUAUUAAACGGAUAUUUGUAAGAAGCAGGUCUUAUUUGAUAAUAUGGCAUCUCCGUCACCUAAAUCACCAGAACAAAAUGAGAAAAGUAAGCAAUACGACCGGCAACUUAGGCUAUGGGGUGAUCACGGUCAAGCGGCUCUUGAAAACGGGCAUAUCUGUUUAAUUAAUGCAAAUGCACUUGGAACUGAGAUAAUAAAAUCAAUCGUUUUACCUGGUGUUGGAUCUGUAACGAUUAUUGACGAGAAUAUAGUGAGUGAUGAAGAUAUAGGCAGCAAUUUCUUUUUAGAAUGUUCAAGUAAAGGUUUGAAUAGAGGCUCAGAAGCUCUACGUUUAUUGUUAGAAUUAAAUCCUGCUGUCCAAGGGCAUGCAGUUCAAGAGCCUCCAGAUCAAAUACUGAAAGAAAACCCAGAAUUUUUCAAAUCAUUCAGUGUGGUUAUAGCAUCAUCACUUAGUGAAAGAACUAUUCAGGAUUUAUCACAACAUUUGUGGGAUAUAAACAUACCUUUUAUUUUAUGUCGAUCUGUAGGAUUUCUUAGUUUAUUUCGAAUUCAACUGAAGGAACAUGCAGUCAUUGAAACUCAUCCAGAGAAUGAACAAGUAGACUUGCGUUUAGAUGUUCCAUUUCAAACACUAGCUGAUUAUUUGAAUGGGUUUGAUAUUGACGCUGUGGAGCUAAAAGAUCACGGACACAUUCCUUGGAUUAUCAUAUUGUAUAAAGCUGUACAGAAGUGGCAGAUUACCAACCCAAAUAGCUGGCCUAUGAGCAGAAAAGAAAAGAAUGAAAUAAGAUCUAUUGUACAAGAAUUUAUAAGAAAAGAUGAGAAUGGUGUACCGAUUAAUGAAGAGAAUUUUGAAGAAGCACUGAGAGCUGUUAAUACAGCUCUGUUACCUACCUUUUUACCAGUGAAAAUUCAGGAACUUAUUUAUAGCAGUUCAGCAACAAAUUUAAAUAAAGAUAGUUCUCCAUUUUGGAUAAUGUGUUCUGCAUUAAGAGGAUUCAUUGAAGCUGAAGGAAAGGGCAAAUUGCCUGUUCGGGGAGUGUUGCCAGAUAUGACAGCAUCUACAGAACAUUAUAUAAAAUUACAAAAUAUAUAUAGGGCCCAGGCAGUAAUUGAUGCUGAAAUUAUUUAUAGAAAAGUUCAGCAAAUUGUUGCACAGCUUCAUUGUGAGAGUAUAAGUGAAGCAGAUGUGAAACUUUUCUGUAGGCAUACUCAUGAUUUGUAUUUAAUUAAGGGCACUUGUAUUGCAACUGAGUAUCAAUUAGGUGGAUCAGUAGCAUCUUAUAUUGCUAGGUAUUUGGAGGAACCAGAUGUAAUGAUGGUACACUAUAUACUGUUAAGAGCUGCGGAGAUGUUCCGUUCAGAACACAAUAGAGCGCCUGGUGAUUGGGAGCCUGAAGCUGAUAUUGCUAAGCUAAAAACAUGUGUUACUAAACUACUAAGUGAUAUAUCUUGUUCUCCUUUUCCAAAGGAUGAUCAUAUACAUGAAAUGUGCAGAUAUGGUGGAGCUGAAAUACACAGUGUGUCAGCCUUUUUAGGUGGUUGUGUUGCCCAAGAAGCUAUAAAAAUUGUUACUAAACAGUAUAAGCCAGUAAAUAACAUGUUUAUCUAUGAUGGUGCUUCAACAAACACUGCAACAUUUACUUUUUAAACAUAAAAAAUAAAGAUCUUGAAUGAAAUUAUUUUUAUUGACAGUAG